Molecule: messenger RNA, 513 nt
Organism: Penicillium cosmopolitanum
Lineage: Eukaryota; Fungi; Ascomycota; Eurotiomycetes; Eurotiales; Aspergillaceae
Exons: 3
Coding region: 1-513 (170 amino acids)
Biological process (GO): peptidyl-serine phosphorylation; autophagy; protein autophosphorylation
Cellular component (GO): autophagosome; cytoplasm
Molecular function (GO): ATP binding; protein serine/threonine kinase activity
Source: RefSeq, a predicted model, not a curated record
AUGGCGUCUGACCUGGUAAAUGAUUCAAAGCUACCUGUUCAGUUCUUCGCAGAACGCACACAUCAUGUCGUUUUCGAAUCGGAUGCUAGACAGAAGGUUCGGCGACAACGAAAGGAAGAAAUUUGGGGAAGAGUGAAACAUCUUAGGAAAGGAGGCUUUGGGAGCGUUUGGCUGGAGCAAUGUUUGACAACUGACAGUCAACCAAAGUCUCACGCUGUGAAGGAGAUACCAAAAGUGACACCUUUCUCCCAAACUAUUGAUUACAAACGAGAGUUGGAAACAAUUACAAAGUUUUCUCAGAGGAAGUACAAUGGGCUCUUUGUGAGAUCUUUUGGGUGGUACGAGGACGCAAAGCAUGUGUACAUCGCAAUGGAAUACUUCCAACUAGGCGAUCUUCAAACAUAUCUUGGGCGACCAUUACCAGAAUGGGAGACCCAGCAAAUUACUCAUCAACUCUUGGAGGGCCUAAAAGAGUUGCAUGCGAAUGGAGAGAUGCUUAUCAGAUAUUUGUAG